AUGGCGUCUUGGUGGCAUCCACAACAGCAACAACAACAACAACAACAGAUAGGUGAACCGUUUGAUUAUCCUCCUCCUCCUUCACAACCAAUGGUACCAUCACAAUUUUUUUAUGAUUCACAUAUGAUUAUGGUUGAAGGUGGAAAUAAUGAUGAAUAUAUAAUGCAUACAACAAACAAUGGAAAUAUGAAUGAUUCAAAUUCAAUCGAUUAUCAUCAUCGUCGAAAUUGGUUCAAUGGCAGUAAUAAUGAUGAUCGUAAAGCAAAAUCUCGUGUGGCAGCAAAGCAUCGUCGUAGUGCAGAAAAUAAAGAAUUUACUGAUUUAUCAAAAUUAUUACCAUUACAACAACAAAUAGCUGCACAACUUGAUAAAGCUUCUAUUAUUCGUUUAACAAUAAGUUAUUUACGUUUACACGAAUUUUUAUCACAUGGUGAUCCAGCUUGGCCAACUGAAAUAAAUGUACCAUCAAGAAAACAAGCAUUUAAAUUAUUUAAUGCUGAUGAAGCAUCACAAUUAUUACAAUCACUUGAUGGUUUUAUAUUUGCCUUAAGUUCUGAUGGUAGAAUAUUAUAUAUAUCAGAAUCUGUUUCAAGUAGUUUAGGUUUAUCAAUGGUUGAAAUGACAGGAAAUUUUAUAUUUAAUUAUUUACAUGAUGAUGAUAAAAAAGUUUUUGCUGAUACACUUGGUUUUGAACUAUUACCACCAUCAAGUCCAACAACAAGUUUAGCUAUUGAUUUAAUUAAUUCAGCUAAUAAUGAUUCUGAUCUUCUUGAUAUACCACCUGAUCAAUGUCCACGAAUGCAAGCACCUACGGAUAGUACUCGUUUUAAUAAAAAAUCUUUAUGUGUUCGAAUGCGGUCAAGUUUAACAAAACGAGCACCGAAUAUGAAAACACCUGGUUAUCGAUCAGUACAAAUCAUUGGUGAAUAUCGUUGGUUACAUCCUGAUCAUCGUCGUACAUCACACAAUGGUGAUCAUUUAUUAGGUUUUGUUGGUACAGCAAUAAUACCAAAUUUAAGUCCAUCACAAAAUGAAUUUCCUAUUCCUGAACAUCAAAAUGUUAUUCGACUUGAUGAAAAUUUACAUAUAACUCAUAUGGAUGAUAAAUUACAACGAACAUUAAAUUGGAAUUUAACAUAUGCAACAUCAUCGCUUUAUCUUUACGUACAUCCUGAUGAUUUAUCAUCAUUAGUAGCAGCUCAUCGAGAUUUACCAUCACGACAACAACUUGUUUUAAAUGUUGUUCGAUUACAAAUGAAUGUUAUUAUGCCAUCAUCACAACAUCAACGUAAAACAAAUGGUAAUAAUAAUAAUAAUAAUAAUGUUAUUAUAGAACAAAAAUGGAUUUGGUGUGAUUUACUUGCUACAAUGAUGCAAUCAAAAACAAAUGAUGAAAAUUUCGUUGUACUUGUUGUAGAAAUUAUUGGAGUGGAUGAUGGACAUGUUACACCAGUUAUUGAUGAAGAACUUGAAAAUGAAUAUGCUACUCGAAUUUCUUAUCGACCACAAGUAAGUCCAGCUGAUGUCGUUGAAUCUUCACCACCUACAGGUCCAUCUCGAGUUUCUAUUAAACAACAACGACAACAAUCUCCUUAUCCCAGUGAACAACAACAACAACAACAAACAUGUUUUUAUCCAUCACCACCACCACCUUCAUCAUUCUCUUCAUCUUCUCCACAUCAUCGUCAUCUACCAUCAACAUCAACACCAAGUCCAAGUCCAUCAUCUCCACAUUCACCAUUACCUACAAGUCGACCAUCAGUGAUUAUGACUAAAGGCAUGCAUCAUCCUUCUCAUCAUCAACAACAUUACCAUCCAUAUCGUCAUUAUGAUUGUAAUACAUUUGCACAACAACAGUAUUCAUUGCCAACAACAACAACAAAUGAACAAUGGUAUUAUCCAACGACAAAUAUUGGUGGAGAAAAUUUUCCUAUAUAUCACCAUUCACAUCAUCAUUCGAGUUAA
Molecule: messenger RNA, 1965 nt
Organism: Rotaria sp. Silwood1
Lineage: Eukaryota; Metazoa; Rotifera; Eurotatoria; Philodinida; Philodinidae
Source: the annotation of a GenBank genome assembly